UCAGUCGACAGAUUAGAGAAAAAUCGUUCGCGGACGGUCCUCUUGCUCGUAUCGUUCAGUGGAAGGGCUCUGAGGGAAAGUUUAUUGCAGUGGAAAAAAUGGUCGCUUGUGGCCAAAUUCGUUGGCAAAACGUUAAAAAAGUGUGUUGUCAUAGGCGGCAACAAUAAAAGUUAGCAGUGUAGUGUUAAUUUAACGAGAAAGAACCGGGCGGUGCGUACGAAUAGUGUGUAGCGUGUUUCAUUUGACCAGAACUGUGUUUGGUGGCAGUGAUUCAGUGAAGUGUACAUUGUUGAGCAGAUAGUGGACAAAUCGGUUACGUUCCACACCAGCCCACAACUCGCGUAAACGUACAAAAAUGGGUGAGGACCCGAAAAUAAAGAUACAAGUGUUUCGCCCAACCUGGGAAGAAUUCAAGGAUUUCCCCAAAUACAUCCAACACAUCGAGUCUUUAGGAGCUCAUCGUGCUGGAUUGGCAAAGAUUAUCCCACCACCCGAAUGGAAACCACGCAAAGCUGGCUACGACCUGGAUGGUUUGAACCUGACGAUUCCUGCUCCGAUUUGUCAGGUCGUUGCGGGUAAACAGGGACUGUACCAGCAGAUCAAUAUUCAAAAGAAUCCUCUCACGGUGAAACAGUUCUCGGAGCUGGCCAACACGGAAAGAUAUGCUACUCCGAAGCACUUCGACUUCGAAGAUUUAGAACGCAAAUACUGGAAGAAUAUUACGUAUGUGGCCCCAAUCUAUGGUGCCGAUGUGUGUGGCAGUAUUACCGACGAUGAUUGCAAUGUCUGGAACAUCAAUCGUCUUGGAACGAUACUUGAUUUCGUCAAUCAGGAUUACGGUAUCUCCAUCGAUGGGGUGAACACGGCUUAUCUUUACUUUGGAAUGUGGAAAACUACGUUUGCAUGGCACACAGAAGACAUGGACCUGUACUCGAUUAACUAUCUGCAUUUCGGUGCUCCUAAAACGUGGUACGCUGUACCACCAGAACACGGUCGUAAACUGGAGAAGUUAGCCAACAGUUGCUUUCCAGCAAGCUUUCAAACGUGUGCGGCCUAUCUAAGGCACAAGAUGACGCUCAUAAGUCCGCAGAUUCUAAAGCAACAUAACAUCCCGUUCGAUAAGAUAACGCAGGAGGAGAAUGAAAUUAUGAUCACUUUCCCGUUUGGUUAUCAUGCCGGAUUCAACCACGGUUUUAACUGUGCCGAAUCGACUAACUUUGCGCUCGAACGGUGGAUCGAAUAUGGUAAACGAGCCACCCAGUGCUAUUGCAGUUCGGACAUGGUAAAGAUCUCAAUGGACACGUUUGUACAACGGUUUCAGCCGGAUAAAUAUGAUGCAUGGAUAAAUGGAACCGAUUUCGGACCACACCCAGAGGAUUCGACACACAUCGUCGGUCCUCCGCCACGGUUUAUAGAUAAUGAAAAAGAUGAAGGCAUCGAAUCUUUUACGGAGGAUGGCGAAAAAACACCAAUGAAAAAGGCAUGUAAUAUGGCUGCUAUCAACAUACGAAAAAUGUCGUUUAAGGAGAAAAAUCCAGAUCUGGAUUUGAACGAUAUCCAAAACAAUCCCCAUAUCCCAGACGAUGUAAAGAUGGUCCUUAGUGGGGCGCUCACAGUAGGGGAUGAACCGGAGGAAGAGUUUGAUGAGGAAGAUGUCGGCAAGUCGCUCAGCAAAUCUGAUACCACAUCUGACAGUUUCAAAUCUACAUCUUACGAUCCGUUCGAUUCCGACGAUGACGAGGAUGAAGAAUUUAGUUCCAAGAGUAAAAAGCGAAAGAAGAGGAAACGCGCAGGAAGCGAUUAUGAUGAUGAUUGGUACUCAUCGCACGGAAGAACUCGCAAAACUGGCUCACCGAGAAAGAGGCUCUCGCAGGAACAAAAGGCGGCGAAGGCUGAACGGGAGAAAAAACGUAUAGAGCGAAGGGUUAAACUGGAAGAAAAACGAAAAAAUCGUGAAGAGGAGAAAAAACGUCGGGAAGAAUUACGGAAGCGGAAACAAGAAGAGCGAAAGGAGAAAAAAGAACGAGAGCGAAUGGAGAAGAAAGAACAACGUCAAACGGAAUCGAAACGGAAGGCGAUGGAACGAAUAAAGGAACGAAUGACCAAAGAAAAGCGAACUCCUUCGAAAAAAUCGCAAAAUGGAACAUCAGCUUUGAAAAAGAUGAAAAAUCAGCUGAUGAAGGAAUUGCCGCCGCAGUUGAAAAUGCUGGAGCAUAACAAAAAGUUUGAAGGUAAGAUUCCCCAUCUCAAGAAGCCCGGUGCCGGGGGGGUGCAUGGCAAUGGUGAUACUGAUGUGGACGGUAGCAGCAGCACUAGCAAAUGUGAAGGCAAAGCAGUAACGCCUGUUGGUAAACUCAGUUUGCCGAUACCAUCAUCGACAACUUUGACUGUGAUAGAUAAACCGGGCAAUGGCAUUAAACGGGAACUGAUUAGCGAUGGGGUGGUUAAUGGGAAACCAGCUACGCCACAGUUGAUCGAUAGUGGACUGGCGAAGAAAAUCAGCAGUAUUCCACAUUUGGUGGUGACGAAAAUUGAUGCGAGUGAAGUAAAGAGUCAUCCCUCGUAUAACUCUCGAACUGUAACGACUUCAUGUCAGCCGUCCCUUCCAGUACAAAUAAAUUCUGGCAAAGCAACUGCGGCACAGAAUCUUCCUCAUCGACCAUCUGAUUAUGUUCCUCCUCCAGUCAAGAUUCCCAAACCUCCGACUCCCAUAAAACAGCGAAUGGAUUAUAUGAGUGCAUUCAAUGCUUUCAUUGAGACUAACAGUAACAAAGUACAACCCUUCGUAGCUCCGGUAAUUACAAAACCGCCAACGAAAGCUGUACGAUCGGAGAAGUUGCAGAAUGUAGAACGGACAGCAGAAUUACUAGCAAUGCCGACUUUAUUGCAGCCGCAUGAGCGGCCACUACCAGCCUUGACUGAUAACCCAAUGGCUAACAGCUGUCGAACUUUUGAGACCUCGGCGGGUAGUAUUCAGAUUGUUAUCCGUCAACAGCCAAAGCCACAAGAAAAUGAAAUUAAACUGCACACUUUGCAACCGGUGGCUCCAAUCAUUGCUGUCCCACCCAACAAUGUGCUGAACAUUCAAUACCAGCAACCAGAUUAUUUCCUCCAGCCACAAACAAUGGAACAACCACCUCCCGCACAACAGCUAGUGCAACUGAACCAAUUGACGGAAUCGUUAGAACCGUUCCCCGAGGAAGAACAGUUUCGAUAUUUCGACAUAUCUGGAAACGAAAUUCCCGGUCCUUACCAGCAGACGGUUGUCUACGAGAAGCCUACCAUAGUUGACAGUAUUCACACCUCCAACACCCUACCGAUGGAGAGUGAAAUUGCUGCGAUGCUGUUAGUAAACGAUGUACUGUCCUGACCAAGGCGGAACUUCGGCGGAUACCGAGCAGGAAGCACGCGUCGUCGAAAGGAUUUGAGCGAGACCGGCCGGUCCAGAUCUAGAAAAAAUCGUAAAUGCUGCUCAUCUGAUUUAGUCUAAUGCUCAGUUUACGCUACUUAAAAUGGUUCUGGUGUUUUUUUUCUGAUUGGCACCUAAAAUUCAGCAAACGUGGAUGUUUUAGAACAUUUUAUUUUAGUUUAUUGGCGUGAUCACUAGCAUAAACACACGCAUGUAUGGUAUGAGUGCUUAAAUUGAAAUUUUAACUUGUACAUUCCAGAAUGAACGUUUGAGAGAAUAAACACGACACAGCUAAUUAAUAACGAAUAUAAAAACCAUAUUUAUACCCGCAUUAUAGGUUUAGCCAUUACCAAAAAUUAGCAACACAAUCUUAUGAUAUUAUUUUUUCAUUGGUACUGUAACAUGUCUUUACAUUGUAAAUGUAUAGAACUUGCAUCGCAAUUUCCCUUAGUCUUACUGGGAAUGCUAUCUGGAAGUUUGAAAUACGUCGUACGAAAGUGUGCACACAUGCUUACCCUUUUCAUAAGACCUAACACAACUCAGCAUAGUUAUAGGUAGUUACUAAAACCGUUAAUAUAUCACGUUAUGGUCGGAGCAGUAAAAAAUGUGAAUAAUAAAAGUGACAAGUAGAAAUGCA
Wyeomyia smithii (pitcher-plant mosquito) is the source of this 4046-nucleotide messenger RNA. Its product is annotated as probable lysine-specific demethylase 4B. Bases 356 to 3370 code for a protein of 1004 amino acids. Gene Ontology annotation, cellular component: nucleus. NCBI's taxonomy places the organism in Eukaryota, Metazoa, Arthropoda, Insecta, Diptera, Culicidae. Gene Ontology annotation, molecular function: histone H3K36 demethylase activity; histone H3K9 demethylase activity. The record is from RefSeq and is a predicted model, not a curated record. Gene Ontology annotation, biological process: chromatin remodeling. The transcript has 6 exons.